GGACCACACGGUGGUCCCGUUCCCGCUUCUCCCUGCCUUCGUCUUUCCGUCGGCUCUUUCGCCCCGGAGUUAGUCGGCGGCGAGCCGGCUAAAGGGAUAAUUAUAGCGCAAUUAUAAUGAUUGCGCCGAUAAUUACGAUUAAUAGCAACGUGUAAAAUGAUAAUUAAAUCGGCAUCUUUUAAUUUCGUGCCGAUCGCGCGCUCCAAGUCGGCCGCGUAAGCCUCGCGCCGGGGUCUUCGAGAAAGACUUGAAUCCCGCGUGAUGCUCUUUUUAAUUCGCCGCUGCCACCUCCUCGCGUUUUAAUGCUGGUAAAUUAUUUUGAUUGCUUACUCAGGACGAAUGAAUCUUGAGAGCCUCGUAAAAUUCGUACUCGGUUUGAUAUAUUUUUACUCGCGACUAUUCUGCUACUAUUUACGUUUAAUUGCCACCUUCCUGGUUUCGUGCUUUCUUUUCAUUAGCAAGCUGCGUUAAUCACUUAUGCGAUGUAUACGAAAGGAGAGCAGCGAUAUAAUUUUUAAUAUAUAAUUUCCAACCUGCCCCUCCCCAAUGAAUAAUUCCGUGCGGUCCGCAAAAUACUAAUACCUCGUUCAAUCUCUUGUUCGCAUUGUCCCCCCCGGAGCUUUUUAUUUGUCGACUCUUCCGCAACUUUUCUUCUCACAUUUACGACACGUUAACUACGCUUCGUUUCAUUAAUAUUCCAUUAACACCUCAUUAAUUUUACGCUCCACCUUGGAGGUUCCUCAGCGUAUUCUCCGUGUCAUCUUCAUAUCUUUUAUUAAUAAUAAUAUUUCUUAACUUCAGCACACAUGCCAAGAAGUGGACUUGGUUCACAAACAGUGCCUCAACUCACAUUUGUACCCUCACACUCCCUUACAGCUAUUCCGCCUAAUUCCGGUAGCUCAAGUUUUUAACCGUGUACGUUUUCCGUAAACGCAUUUCCUAUUUUACAUUCUUUUUACUUGCACUUACGUUUCCAUUUCCUCGCUAACAUACGGCUAUCCCUACCUAUGAUAAUAAGUAUCUUUUAUUAUCUUGUCUUGUGCAACAAACUCUUUGCUGUGCCAUCGGGUGUGUUGGCGCUAAAGACACCCAAAAAUUGAGAACGUAGACUAACGCAGAAGAGAGCGAGAGUGGAAGUGUACGAGGGGCGAGAUAGCCCCCGUCGAGGUGCGCGAUUUUUCGUCCAGUCUUCUCUAGGUGCGGCUUUGCCCCGCGGUUCUCCACGCGAAAAAUUAAAAGACGAGAGUCGAGGCCGGAGAGUCGAAAAGAAAUCGCUGACUAUUUUCUAGCUGACUAUACGACCCUGCUGAAGCUGAAGGCGCCGACGUGGACGCGGCACGAUCUCCAGGAGGCGAUCGAGGCCGUGGUGACCCAGAAGAUGCGCUUCACCCAGGCGUCGACCAAGUACGGCAUCCCGAAGGGCACCCUCUACGACAACAUCCUCGGCAAGUCCAAGAGGAUGAUGAUCCUCGAGGAGACCGCCCUCGAGCCAGGCGAGGAGUCGGCGGUGCUCGAGUUCUGCUGCGACAUCAGCGUCAGCCCGUACAAUCGGCGCACGAAGAAGUCCCUGAACGCGAUACUGAACUUCGUCGAGCACCUCAGGCGGAAGCACGACCCCUGCUUCGUGUUCACCGGGCUGUCGGGCUUCCGCUGGUGGUGGGCCUUUUGCAAAAAGCACUCGAUAGUCUCGCUCUACAUCAACGACGAGAACGAGAACGGUGCCGACUCCUCUUAGCGCCGCCGGUCCGUCGCGCGUCGAGACUGAUCGCGGAGAGAGAGAGAGAGAGAGAGAGCGGCCGAAUCUUAUUUCUACUCUGAUCCUAUUUGCUGAAUUGUUUCGUCGCGAGCGCAAUUUCGUUCGGUAAGUCGGUAAAAAUUUGCUCUCUCUCUCCGAGAGAACAGUGAACUCGAUCUUUUUGACGGACGUUGAUUCUCAUUAAAUAAGAAUUGCGCGAAAAUGUAAUCCGAAGUGAGAUUCCGCCAUGUCUCUCUCUUUCUUUCUCGCUCUCUCUCUCUCUUUCUCCUUCUCUCCCGAUUGUCACGACUGCGAGACUCGUCGGCCGAGAAUGCGGCGGUGGUCGCCUUUGCCUCGCGGACGAGAAUGAAGAAAAAUGUGGAAAAUUUAAUGUCCCAGCGACAACGAGUUCAUUCAAGCGACAUUAAGGCAAAGAGAAUACAGUAAGUCGGAUUCGAGCGGCAUGCCGUCGGACGCGUCAUGCAACCUUUAUUUCGCAUCCCCGCUCGUGAUGCGCUCGCAUUCUCGGGCCGUAAAAGAAACGGUGGCGCGUUUAAAGGUGACCGGCGCGUUCUAAGAGAAGGCACUAAAUUCACGACGUCGCAUUCGAUUGUCCCCGAGAUUAAAAUACGCCUUUCGAGAUCGCGUCGCCGAACCAGCCCUCAAAAGGCUCUAAUUAUAAGGAUUUAAGUAAAGAGAGAGAGAGAGAGAGAGAGAGAGAGAGAAACGCGCACAACGAAACGUCUUCCAGCAUCAAACACGUUGGAACAUUUUCACGAUCGCUGUCCUUUUUUUCCCCUUUUUCGAUCCACUUGUAUGAUUCCUCCGGAGCAUGCGCGCGGUACCGACAAUCGACGCGCAAUCCGUAGACUUCAACGCGGAAAAUCGCUGCACAAGCAAGGUCGCCGGAAGAAUUUGCCUGCUAAUUGAAAAUCGAACGCCGCGUUCGCGUCGCGUGCCCGGGCAAUCGCGCGAAAUGAUAACGCGGUAAAAAUCGGGUGGGGACUUUAAUCGGCAAAAAAUGUCUACGUUCGAUUAAAUUUAAUAUCCAUCAGAAUCGAUUGCAUCAACGGCGAUUAGCGGCGGUUAUUCCCUCGCGACAAUAUUCCCCGAUCCUUUUUCUCCCCCCCUCGAUUCUCCAACGCUUCUGAAGUAAUAGAAUUUCCAUGACAUAUUAUACAAUAAGAGGACUCACGUUAAUUUAUUUGCGGAUAACUCGAUUCGCAUUGAGAACGCGCGCGCGAGAAAUAUUUAUACUAAAAGAGACCGGGGAAAUGGAACGGUAGAAACGCGUUGGGAAACGCUUUAAGCGUUUUGUGAACGUUUUCGCGAUUCAGUGCGAUUUAAAAGCGCGCCGUCGAUUCGUCAGGGCGGUCGCGUGUUUAUUUUCUUAUUAGUCGCGAAAUUAAUUGCACACGAGAAAUUCCAUGGUCGGCGCCGGUUGAAAAGGCAAGCAGCGUUUCGCGGAAUAUCUUCGAACGUGUUCGCGCCAAUUUCGGGAGCUUUCCCGCGCUCUUGCGAAUGAUACUCGUGAAUGACUUAGCGUGUAACGAGUUUAGUGCCCUCCACUCAUCUCCGUCUUCCACGUAAUUUAAUCGACGAACACGAUGUGUAACAUUCCGCCUCUUCGCGUAUAUACCACGCUCUGUACAUACCUUCCGAUACGCACAGCGUGUACAGCGAUGGACCGAAUGGUCGCGACACUCUUUUUUUUUUAAUACGAGUUUAGGAACUCGAGAAACGGAUCGGAAACGCUUCGAAAUGGCCGUCGAGUAAGAUGUCCCCCCGGAGAAGAUUUUGAAACGUGAGGGCCUGAGCAGAAUGGCUGUCGUUC
Messenger RNA from Vollenhovia emeryi, 3569 nucleotides. RefSeq lists its product as uncharacterized. Bases 1379 to 1735 code for a protein of 118 amino acids. The transcript has a single exon. The record is from RefSeq and is a predicted model, not a curated record. Lineage: Eukaryota; Metazoa; Arthropoda; Insecta; Hymenoptera; Formicidae.